UUCCUUUUCAAUAUGGCCGCCGGUGAUUCUACGGCUUUGUGGCUGCAUAACAAGUUAGGUUCUACCGACGAUUUAUGGUCUGGCCGGACUAUUUGCUCACAACUGUCACAAGAACGUUUGCAAAGUAUCGAAGAAUGUUUUCACACACUUCAACCGCACGUAAAAGUGAAAUUGCUGUUGUCAUUCCUACAUAUUUUGAGGCGAAACAUCGAUCAGUGGAAGCCAGACCUGGAUGAGAUUCUGCAAAUGGCGAUACAGGACACCGACCCUUGGGUGUCUAUGGUUGGUGAAAUUCUGCGAACAUUUCCCGAGACUGGUUCUCUUAGUCUGGAACUUGAACUAACUAGCAGCACUUACGCUGAAGUUUUGGCUGACCUGAGAAAGAUGGUUCGUAAGACAUCUGAUGUCCAAAUGCUACCCAUGGAAUGUCAAUUCUUAAACAAGACAGCAUUCUCCAACACUGCAGGCCAGAUGCCACAACCAGUGAAACAUUUUGCUUUGAAGAGGAAACCCAAGUCUGCCACAUUACGAGCUGAACUUUUGCAAAAAUCUUCUGAUGUGGCUGCAAACAAGAAAAACCAACCAAAUGCAGGGCCAAUCAAAAUGAGGAGUUUUGCCAAAAAAAUGGAUGAUGAAACUCCAAUGAAAUUCCUUUCUAAUCGCAGUCCUUCAAGUAGUCCAGGAUUCCGUUCACCCAGUACUUCUUUAGGGCGUUUGGGAGGGACUCCCCUGUCAGGAACACCACUGCGGUCAAAUCUAGCCAGGAAAGAUGGUGGCAAGAUCAAAUUUUUGGAUAUUACUGAACAGCCGGUUGGUUCAAAGGAAGCUAAGAGACGAAGAAAAGUGGCAGAAAUGGAAGCAAUUGAACAGCACAAGAAAGAAAAGGAGGCAGCCAUUGCAGCUGGUUUGACAUCCCCAGCUAACCCUUCCUAUACUCCAGACUAUGCUGCUGGUCUCCUAGCCCCAGCAACACCAAAAAUGCCCACACCUGUUAUGGUAACCAGUGGUUCCUCAUUACUAACGCCAUCACCUGCAUAUGUGCCUGUGUCUAGCAACAGACUCACAACAGCAACCAAAGUCUCACAAGCAACCGUUCUUUCUUCUUCUACAACACAACAAGCACGGCAGAAUUUGCAAGAGCAGUUACAACAGCAGCUUGGCCAAUCUCAAAUUAGAACUCAAAUGACAAUUGGCCAAUUAGGCAGCCAAUCACAGGCCACUUUGCUGCAGUCGCAACAAAUAACUCCUCAGCAAGCUCCAGCAACCAGACCUCCGGUGAUGAUAGUUCAACCACAGGUUCGGCAACCAGCACAGCAGUCCUUGCUUCAACAGCCGCAGCCAGCACAGUUAGUGCAGCAGCCAAAUCAACUCAGUGCUCCACCCAAGAAGGGACUAUCACUCACAAGAGAGCAGAUGAUGGAGGCGCAGGAGAUGUUCAAAUCUUCAAACAAAGUUACCCGUCCAGAAAAAGCCCUUAUCCUUGGUUUCAUGGCAGGAUCAAGAGAUAAUCCAUGUCCACAACAGGGUGACAUUUUGAAUAUCAAACUGAGUGAAGACCAGGAAGUGGUGUCAACUGCAGAUGGUGUUUCUAAGCAAAUGAUUGCAGACACGUACUUCCAAAUGAACUACUCCACCGGGGAGUGGAAACGCUUCAAGAAGUUCAGAGAGCUUGAGAAGACCUAGCUCAUGUGUGUUCGGCCGUAUCUGGUGGUUAGAUACAGUGUGUACAUCACUUUGUACAGUCUCCUAAUAUCUCAGUGAAUGGCAGUGUUCAGUGUGCAGAAGAAAGCAUUAUAUUAGUUCUACUGGGGAGAACAACAAGAUGUUCCAACAGAAAGUUCAGUGUUGGAUAGAGUUUACCAUCUUUGUCAUCUGUUAGGUUUUAUGCAAUAUGGAACCAAGCUGGCCAUGUACAUUAUAUCCUCUAAGGGUUUGAGUUUAACACAUAGAAGGAUGCAGCAGUUUACCCAUCAAUGUUCACUGUUGGACAAAUCAGCAAUGACACACUGGUGUAUUAUUCAGUGGAAAAUAUGUGUCAUCCCAAACUGCUUGUGCUAGCUGUAACUGUAGGACCAGUAUGUAUUGUGAUACUAUUAGUAAUACUGGCCAGUCCAUUGUUGGCACACUGCUAUGGUUUGUCCGAGUGAUAUCUGUUAUUAUCUGCGCUACCAUACCUUGUAUAUCAACAGGAAAUAUGUUGAAUACAGCAUUAGAAACAUCUAA
Messenger RNA from Gigantopelta aegis, 2223 nucleotides. RefSeq names its product negative elongation factor A-like. Bases 13 to 1683 code for a protein of 556 amino acids. Gene Ontology annotation, cellular component: NELF complex. Gene Ontology annotation, biological process: negative regulation of transcription elongation by RNA polymerase II. The record is from RefSeq and is a predicted model, not a curated record. NCBI's taxonomy places the organism in Eukaryota, Metazoa, Mollusca, Gastropoda, Neomphalida, Peltospiridae. The transcript has 11 exons.